CAGAAAUCAAGAAUAGCCACGUAUGAAAAAAUGUGGGCCUUUAUGAAUAGCAGGAGGCAGUCGGUGCUUGUCAAAAGUAACGAAGAAGGUAUCCAGCGUGUACUCACCUCUGAUUAUGCCUUCCUAAUGGAGUCAACUACCAUUGAGUUUGUUACACAGCGGAACUGUAACCUGACACAGAUUGGUGGCCUCAUAGACUCCAAAGGUUAUGGUGUUGGAACUCCUAUGGGGUCCCCCUACAGAGACAAAAUAACCAUCGCAAUUCUCCACCUGCAAGAAGAAGGCAAGCUCCACAUGAUGAAGGAGAAGUGGUGGCGAGGCAACGGUUGCCCGGAAGAGGAGAGCAAGGAUGCAAGUGCCCUUGGAGUACAAAACAUUGGUGGCAUCUUCAUCGUGCUGGCAGCAGGAUUGGUUCUCUCCGUCUUUGUGGCAGUGGGGGAGUUUUUGUACAAAUCCAAAAAAAAUGCCCAGUUGGAAAAGUGGCCUCACAUACAUGUUGAAAGGAGAGAGGACAGAAUGAAACCUUGUGGAAUCCCGCAUGAAAGAGAGACCGCGGGGCAGGUGAGCAAUUGCCCAGUAUCAUCCUCUGAGAUCUCUCUGAGGGGGAAGAAUGGAACUACACAAGUGCAGUCCCACCAACCCCAACCUAGAUCUACAGAGGUCCUUCUGUAGUGCCAUGGUGGAGGAGCUGAGGAUGUCUCUGAAGUGUCAACGUCGGUUAAAACACAAACCACAGGCUCCUGUUAUUGUGAAAACAGAAGAAGUUAUCAACAUGCACACAUUUAAUGACAGAAGGUUGCCAGGUAAAGAAACCAUGGCAUAGAGCUGGGAGGCCAAGCAACCCCAAGCACAAACUGAUGUCUUUCCCCCUUCCCCCUUUUUAUUUUUCCCCCCAAACCAACUUUUGCGAGAAUGUUUCCUGUGGAAAUAUGCAAGCUGUUCAAAAAUAAAAUGAGUUACCUCAUGCCGCUGUGUCUAUGAACUAGAGACUCUGUGAUCUAAGCAGGUGCAAAGGCCAGACUCGAAUCACAAGCGUCACGGAUCAACCAAGUUUAUAAGGGGAGGGGAGGGGUGGGGGGUGGGUGGGCAUUCCACCAUUUGUCAUGAGUUCCACCAUUCCUUAAUGAACGAAAGGUUCUAUUUGUUUUAUGGCUGGCUACGAACGCAGCCGCAGUGAGAACUAGCAGGCUCCUUUUGAAGUUCAUCCGUCGCCAGGGGCUGGAGAAGGAAUGAACAGCUAAAGAAACUAACUACCGAAGGAGUCUGUGAAAGAUAGUAACUCAGCACUCUAGCGGGGAGAAAAAGAGGCUGCUGUGUACUGCCAAGCACCGAAAAUCUUAUAUUUGCUGGCCAAUGUCUACAUGAUGUUGUUCCAGCUAGCUGAUACAAGCUCAUUCAGUGGGAAAAUCAAUGCAACGAAAAUGGAAACCUGGAAAUAGAAGAAUGGACAGAUGAUGCUUGACGUGUCUCUUGUGUCACUGACCUGAAUAAAAACAAACUCUUAAGUCAAGCAGUAGAAAAUUAAAUAUUUCACCUAUACUGGAACUCUGUUGUGAGAGAACCCAAAGAAGGUGGGCUGUGCUUCAGAUGAUACACAAAGUUUCCCCCAGUUAAAAGGAAAGAUGUAUCUUAUGAUGCUUGUCUCUGAGCAAUUUCUUCAUUGUCUAACUGUGAAGCAAAGACACAAUGGAGGCGUGGGGUUUUCUUUCCCCCUUUCUUUUUUUAAAUGCCUGAGCGGGUUUGGAAAACUCGUGUUCCUGCUUUGAAUUGAACUCACUGGAGCCUGUGGAAUUCUCGCUACUGGUGGAAAUAGGAUGGGUUGUCUAAAAAUUUAAAAAGAAAAAGGACAGUAUGUGGAGGACUUUGAAAUGGACUGCAUUUCUCAAUACAGUCAACAGUGUUCAAAUAAGCAAAACCCUUGAACAAUUUUUUCCCUCCCCCCAGAAAAGCAAGGGGGAAAAAAUGUUCAGGUUUAUUUGUGGAAAUGCAAGAUUUCUAUGAAAAUAGUUUUUGUAUGGAAAUUUUUUGUAAUACUUUUUAAAUCAACAAUCUCAAGAACCUGCGUUCCAGUCAGGGGUGUGGUGCCAAGAGUGACUGGUAGUGCGUUCGCACCACCAACGUUUGGUGAAAACUAUUUUUAUCAAGGUAAAAAAAAUAAAAGGGGGGAAUCUUAGAAGAGAACUAUUUUCAAGUUAGAUAAUAUAAAAUCUAGGUGCACUACCAAUACCGCUUACUAUACCACACCCCUGGUUUCCACUAGCCUGAUAACAUACUGUCAUGAACUGAUGUGUGUAAAUGAUGAAAGACACAGACCUCUUGACCACAUUGUGAUAACAGUUGAAGUGCACACAGUUUGCUGUUUGAAUCCAAUGCACAACAUUAAAAAAACAAAAACAAGUCACACCCACAUUAAAAAAAAUUGUCAGUUUUUAGUUGUCUUCUGGGUAGGGUGGCUUGGGAAUGCUGUGUGAUUUGAGCAAUGUGUGUGCAGUGCCAUCAAAACUGGUACUUGUAUUAGAAUCUUGUUCUGCAAACACUCACUUACUUCCCAUCCUUAUUAUAAGCAAGAAUGUUAGCAUCCAAAAAAGUGUGUUCAGGAUUGGGGCCUAGCUACCGCACAAUGCUUUUGCUACUCUUCCUUUAAAGUACUUUUAAACAAUUGGGUACUAGACCUCUGGGAAUGAAUACCAGUUGCACAAUGUGUCCUGCGCAACUUUUGUUAAUUUCAGUAAGACAUACACAGGAGAAGCACCUGAUGAUUACCCCCCAUGGCCCAUUUUUUUUUUAGGGGGGAGUGGAGUUACACCUAUGAUAAUGACAUUUAAAGACACACAGAUGUUUCAGCUGCCCUUACGGUGCUCAGUCAGAUGUGAUACCAUCCUAAUAAUUUUAACUUAGUCUUAUUGUAAAUUUGUAUCCUGAAAAUAAAAUGUAUAAUGUUGAGAUAUGUAGGGACACUUGCCUACACCCACAGUUUAUAAAUAUAGCUUUUUAUUCCAGAAAAAAAUAUCAUUUCUCUCUUUUUUUCUUUUUUAAAUAAACAGAAUCCAAACACUG
Messenger RNA from Podarcis muralis (Common wall lizard), 3057 nucleotides. The record is from RefSeq and is a predicted model, not a curated record. NCBI's taxonomy places the organism in Eukaryota, Metazoa, Chordata, Lepidosauria, Squamata, Lacertidae.